CGCUUUGCAAGAAGAUGCUUAAUGUUGCUGCUUUGUAUGGUAGACUUUGGCAGUUGUAAAGAAGAAGCCGACAUAGACAGGACAGAAAUUGCCAACGGUACAGCCAUUCUAAAUGAGCGUCUUAGAGAACGAAAUUAUGAUACAAACGCCAGGCCUGGCGCAGGAGAAGGCAAGCCCGUUAAAGUGUGGCUCAGUAUGGCUAUUCAAUCUUUUACAAAUAUAAAGGAAUCAAAUAUGGAAUUCACUACAUCAAUGUUUUUGCGUCAAGAAUGGAUUGACAUAAGAUUAGCACAUGGUCUGGAUGGAACAUUACCCGUGAAAGGUAAAGACUUGCAGAAAAUAUGGCGUCCAGACACGUAUUUCACUAAUAACAACGACUACAAGUUAUAUGAGGACAAUCAACUCGCUCUGAUAUCAAAAUUUGGUUAUGUCUACUACAGUGCAAGGUUAUUUGUUGUUGCAUCGUGUCGCAUGUAUUUGCAAAAGUUUCCAACGGAUGUACAGAAAUGCAGUCUAAUUCUCGAAAGCUUUGCAUAUACCAGAGAGAUGGUGGAAUACAGAUGGAAAAAAUACGACCCAGUGAACAUCCUCAAUAUGGAGCUAGCUGAGUUCGAUUUGACAAAGACAGAGUACAGCAUUAAGGAUGUAGAAUACGUAGCAGGUAAAUACCGUGACAUGAUCGUAACUUUCACAUUCAGCCGGCGUAUCGGUUACUACCUCAUUAACUUCUAUGUACCGUGCAUCAUUAUGGUCAUCAUGAGCUGGAUCGUGUUCUGGAUGGACCGAGACUGCAUCGGCGACCGAAUAGCGCUCGGCAUUACGACCGUGCUCACGAUCGUGUUUUUACUCGGCUCUAGUAACAGCACCAUGCCUCGAGUCAGCUACCCGAAGGCUAUCGACUGGUAUCUGAUGACUUCGUUCAUCUUCGUGUUCACGACGCUGAUCAUGUGUCUGUUGAUUUUCCGAUUUGAUCGACAGCUCGGCAAACAACUGCGUCCUCCGAGGUCGGUCAGCGGAGAGCCGCCUGCUGAGGCAACUUCAAUGCAGUUACCCGAGGAGCCGGAGAUUCGUAGCCGCGUUUCCUACUACGUGGCAGAUUCCCAGGGAGCCGUGUAUCCCAUAGUUCGUAGCGUGUCCGGUCUCAAAAAAAGAAGUAUCCUGAAGCCGCGCUUUCCCAAGAAGCUUUGCGGGCUACCAGUACAAGUCACAAAGGAAAACUUGGGAAUGGUGAUAAACAAUUUUUGCAGAAUUCUGUUUCCUUCAGCGUUUAUGUUGUUUAAUCUUGUGUACUGGGUGGUUAUAGCCAAUUAGGAUUUGUCAACGGCAACUGCAGAUCUUUAGAAAGAAAUACAUGAUAGUAGAUGUCAAGUUUGGAAGAACUAUGAGGACAUUAAUCAAUCACUCAGUGAUACAAGAUAGUGGCCGGAAGAAUAUUCCAUUUUCUCCAACAGGAAUGGAGGCUAUAGCCUUCCACACAGUCGGUGAUUGGUUUAAAAUCGUGUUGCUAUAACUCGAUAGAAACAC
This is a messenger RNA of Orbicella faveolata, 1524 nucleotides long. RefSeq names its product glycine receptor subunit alpha-3-like. Gene Ontology annotation, cellular component: membrane. Gene Ontology annotation, biological process: monoatomic ion transmembrane transport. Gene Ontology annotation, molecular function: transmembrane signaling receptor activity; extracellular ligand-gated monoatomic ion channel activity. Lineage: Eukaryota; Metazoa; Cnidaria; Anthozoa; Scleractinia; Merulinidae. The record is from RefSeq and is a predicted model, not a curated record.